Homarus americanus (American lobster) is the source of this 836-nucleotide messenger RNA. RefSeq lists its product as uncharacterized. Gene Ontology annotation, biological process: sensory perception of taste. The transcript has 4 exons. Bases 28 to 489 code for a protein of 153 amino acids. The record is from RefSeq and is a predicted model, not a curated record. Gene Ontology annotation, cellular component: membrane. NCBI's taxonomy places the organism in Eukaryota, Metazoa, Arthropoda, Malacostraca, Decapoda, Nephropidae.
CGGUAGGUGGACAAUGUGCAGGAGCUCAUGCUGGACUACUGUGGCCUGCUUCUCCUCUUCUACCUCUUCUUCGUCAUCCUGGAGUCCAUUUCUGACCUGUACUUCAUCAUCAUCUUUCCCGAGCACAUGCAAAUCGACAUGUUUUUACUCCUGGCCAACACCACGACUCUAGCUCUCAUACUCUACGGCGCCUGGCUGCUGCAGGAGGAGAGGGCCGCAUGUGUUACUUGGCUUAAGGAAGAACUUCUCUACACUGAGGACUACACUGUGCUGGCCAGGGGAUGGUGGCUGGUGAGGGAGAUGCAGCAGACAAGCGGUCCGAGUAUCCUGGGCUUUUUCACCCUGGGGAACCACUGUAUCGUGUCUGUGUGCAGCUUCGUGGCGACUUACCUAGUCAUCCUGCUGCAGUUUCAGAUCAGCCCCUCCACUUCUCAACCUUCGCCUACCUCCUCCACCAACGUGUCCACCGUCGCCUCCACCACCUUCUGAACCUCCACAUUCUUUUUUUUUCGUAUCAUUUUCGCCACUCAUCAGCUUGCCAGACGUUCGAGCGGUUGUGUCUAUCCAGUAACAUUUGACGUCUUCUCCCGUAGUAUUUGUUCACAGUUUUGUAUGUUGAGGUCUCCGUGUACUCUUUACAACAAGAUACUGUGUAGUGAAGAUGGUCGUGUUGUACAGUAAAUGGUCCUUCAGGUGCACCUAUAACAUCCUACCACACAAAAUCCCACCAAACAAAAUUCCAACAAAUAAAAUAAUCCUCAUUUGACACAUUUUCACUCGAUAAAAACACGUUAGACAAAAUUCGUCCUUAUUUUCUCCUCACACACAGUAUCCAG